Molecule: messenger RNA, 1096 nt
Organism: Patiria miniata (bat star)
Lineage: Eukaryota; Metazoa; Echinodermata; Asteroidea; Valvatida; Asterinidae
Product: nurim-like
Exons: 5
Coding region: 106-924 (272 amino acids)
Cellular component (GO): nuclear membrane
Source: RefSeq, a predicted model, not a curated record
CAUUAUGAAUUGUUAGACGAGUAGCGUUUUUUUUUUUCAGCGUCGUCUACACCGGAAAUUCUCCAGAAUUUGUUGAUUUCGUCCCAGACGAUUGCCGUUUGAGACAUGGCUGGUGUUGCCUUUGUGCCGAAGGCCACUGUGUUUGUAAUUAUAGCUGCCCUUGGGUUGUGUGUGUGCUUUUUAACCGUCUUUCAGUUUGGAGUGUUUUUGUUCAAAGAGGGUUUUCAUGCUGGACAACACCAUGGCCAACGCACGUUCGGACACGCACAACACGAUGCUACAAAUCCAUACGUGAGCGACCUUUUGUUAGAUCUGCUGCUUGUUGCAGCAUUCGUUCUGCAACAUUCUCUGAUGGCUUGCAGGCUAUGGAAGGAUUUCAUCCAAUGGCUGGGGCUUGCGGUGGUGGAGCGAUCCCUGUAUAUAAUGGCAACAUGUGGGACACUGCAGUUAGUAAUGUCCCAAUGGCAACUGCUCUUUCCGGAGUCCGUGCUGUGGUCCUUCGACACAGACAGUCGUUGGGUCUGGGUGUCCUUCAGUGUUUGCUGCUUCCUGGGCUGGCUGUGUGUGAUUGGCUUUGUCAUGGUGCUGGACUACGCCGAACUGGUCGGAAUCAAACAAGUGUACUACUAUGUGAUAGAUCUGGACCCUCCUAUUCAUAUGAAGUCCAGGGAAUAUCAACGGCUUUUCCGGAAUUUCCGGCAUCCCGUGCUGACGGGACUUCUCAUCAUACUGUGGGCAGUGCCUGUUAUGACAGUGAGCAGGCUUGUGCUUGCCCUUUCGCUAACGGUCUACACAUUCUACGGCCACAGUCUGGACAUGAGGGACUAUGACUACAUCUGUGUGCAGCAUCGACUGAAGAAAGUGACUCUGGGUUCGCCACAGGGUUUCCGAGGGGGUCGCGCUACAUCUGUGAGCUAUGGUUAGAACACUGUCCUCCUUGACCACAUUUUAGAAAAUGUUUAAAUUUGAUUUCAUUGGUUUUCAUAUUUCUGUUAAUGAAACCCAAGGAGUCUUCAAAAGUGCAUGGUAGUGUUGUACAGGGCGAGUCAAAAAAAGCGGAACCCAAACCCCCAAAAAUAUAUUUUAUAUUUAAAAG